UUACUGUAUAUUUUAUUUAUUUGUUUAUAUGUUCUAUAGCGUGCUGGAACGGAGCCCGACAAAUCUGAUCAAGGAGAUUAUCCUGGUUGAUGAUUUUAGCGACAAUGCUGCUGAUGGAGAGGAAUUAGGUGCUAUUGACAAGGUAAUCUACUCCAGUCAUAUUUACAGACAGUCAGAGCCAAUAAAGAAAAGAAAUGUUGCAGUGUUGAGAAAUGAUAAGCGUGAAGGAUUAAUGAGAUCACGUGUUAAAGGAGCUAAUUUUGCCACAGCUCCCAUCCUUACAUUCCUAGACAGCCAUUGUGAAUGCAAUCAGCAUUGGUUGGAAUCCUUACUAGAAAGAGUUCAACAAGAUUACAGAAGUGUAGUGUGUCCAAUCAUAGAUGUUAUAAGCAUGGAUUCCUUUCAGUAUGUUGGUGCGAGUGCCGAUCUUCGAGGAGGGUUUGACUGGAACCUGGUUUUUAAAUGGGAAUAUUUAUCAAAGAAGGAGAGAGAGGCGAGGAAAAUAGAUCCGACCAAGGUGAUCGAGACCCCGAUGAUUGCAGGAGGACUAUUUAUGAUCAAUAAAACAUAUUUUGAAUGGCUCGGAAAGUAUGAUAUGAAGAUGGAUAUCUGGGGCGGAGAAAAUUUAGAAAUAUCUUUCCGUGUGUGGCAAUGUGGAGGGAAGCUUGAGAUAGUUCCGUGUUCUAGAGUUGGACAUGUAUUCAGGAAACAGCAUCCUUACUCUUUCCCCGGAGGUAGUGGUAACGUCUUUGCAAGAAACACAAGGCGAGCAGCUGAAGUGUGGAUGGAUGACUAUAAAAAGUUCUAUUACGAUGCAGUUCCCUUGGCAAAAAAUGUACCUUUUGGAAGUAUUGAAGAGAGAUUGGACUUGAAAACUAAGUUAGAAUGCAAACCGUUUGCCUGGUAUCUGGAUCACGUGUAUCCGGAUCUAAAAAUACCAUACAGAGAAGUUGUAGGAGUCCUCAGACAAGAUAGCCAGUGCCUGGAUACACUAGGACAUCUUCUUGAUGGGAGUGUUGGAGUUCAUCCUUGCCAUAAUGCCGGAGGAAAUCAGGUAGAUCAGGACUGGUCGUUUACGAAAGAAAGCCAGCUUAAGCAUUCAGAUCUGUGUCUCAGCACUGAUUCGUUAACUCCGGAGUCUCCUGUUCUACUGGCAGUUUGUGAUAAUUCAGAAAUACAGGCUUGGGAGUUGUUAAGCUCGCAUCAGGUUCUACACAAGAUGUCAGGAUUAUGUCUCGACACAGAAAAUAGUCAGGAUAGUAUCCUUAUCCAACACUGUCAGGACAAAAGGAGCCAAAAAUGGUUGUAUACGGCUGGAAGCAGGAGAAAGAAAUAAAAAUACAGUAUUACUAUUAUACUUGUGCCAAAACUAUCAGACAAAAUUUCUGAAAAUUCCAAUUCCAUAAAGUGAUUUUUAAAAUGCAACUUUUCUAUUGGACCAAAUUAUAACCUAUAGGUUGUAGUAUGUCCACCUUAAUAAAUUUUUUUUAGACAACUUUUGACAAAGUUAUAGUUUUUACGCUCAUUUCCUCUGUGAUCAACAAUCUCCCAUGAUAUGUUUGGUGGAACCUACCUAACCGAUCUUUUUAGUAACCUUGUAUUAUAGAAUGUAUGCAGAUAUGAUAGUGUUAUGAUUUAUAUAGCUGCAUUCCCGAUUCACAGCGUCGGACAUAUCAAUCUAUGAAUUGGGAGUUACUUUAAAAUACGUUUACACUCUACAGUCCUUUUAACCAAAGUAAACUCACAAGCAAGAAAUCUUGCAAUAAUUCCUACAUGUAUGCAUUCAAUUUAUUGUAGAAAAUAUAUUAUUUAUUUUUAUUUAAUAAAUUAUCAGUUUUGUUA
Eurytemora carolleeae is the source of this 1842-nucleotide messenger RNA. RefSeq names its product polypeptide N-acetylgalactosaminyltransferase 2. The record is from RefSeq and is a predicted model, not a curated record. Gene Ontology annotation, cellular component: Golgi apparatus. Bases 29 to 1336 code for a protein of 435 amino acids. Lineage: Eukaryota; Metazoa; Arthropoda; Copepoda; Calanoida; Temoridae. The transcript has 16 exons.